UCACGUGUCUGAAAACGAUUACCGGGAAUUAAUUAAGUCGCGCACGUUGGCCCCGCGACGGGGGAGCGGGAGUGGAGCGGACUACCUCGCGUGCGGCUGACAGGCCGGACCCACAGCGGCUUGGCGAGUGCCCCCUUCCCGCACGUUUUCCUUUUUCUUCCCCGCUCUGGUCGUCACGCGGACGGGGAGACCGGAGCCGAGCGCGUCCGCGUCGAUGGAGACCGCCCCAGGCCCACAUGACAGCGUCACACGCCGGAGCCUAUAAAUUAGCUGGAGAGCGACGAGCGAGCUGCUCAGUCCCGCGACCGAGCCAGCGACAGAAAAACAGAGCACACCGGCGGCGGCGGCGGCUAACCCGCUUAGAGCUCGGCUCAAUCAUGGAUGCGGAGAUGGGCGACAGCUACUGGGAGGAGACGCAGCGCUACCUCGAGUACGAGGAGCUCAGCAUCUACCUGGAGGCGCAGGAGGACGCCAUGUCCUGCUACGACUCCAGCUCGCCGGACGGAUCCAACUCCCAUUCCUCCUCAGCUCCGGCGGGUGAUGGUAGGGGGCCCGGCGGCGGCGCAGGCCGCGCGGCGGAGGGGGCGAACAAGAACAUCAUCAUGGAGCGCGACCGCCGCCGCAAGCUCAACGAGAAGCUCUACGCGCUGCGCAGCGUCGUGCCAAACAUCACCAAGAUGGACAAGGCGUCGAUCAUCAAGGACGCGAUCGAGUACAUCCAGCAUCUGCAGGCGGAGGAGCGGCGGGUGCUGCAGGAGCUCGAGGCCGCCGGCGGCGCGCAGGAUGAGCGGUACGAGUACGACGAGGGCGUCCUCCUGCAGGCGGAGCGGGCGAAGAAGCUGAAGCGCGCGCGGUCGGUGCCGUCCAUCGCCCGUGGCGCCGCCCCGCCGCCGCCGCCGCCCGUGGAGGUCCUUGAGCUGCGCGUGUCGGAGGUGGGCGAGCGCGUCCUGGUGGUGAGCCUGACGUGCAGCAAGCGCCGCGACGCCAUGGCGCGGGUGUGCCGCGCCAUCGAGGAGCUCCGGCUCCGCGUCAUCACCGCCAGCAUCACCUCCGUCGCCGGAUGCCUCAUGCACACCGUCUUCGUCGAGGUAGAUCAAAUGGAUGGGAUUCAGAUGAAGAAGAUGGUCGAGACCGCUCUCGCCCAGCUCAACGCCACCGGAAGCCCCCCGAGUUCCAUGAGCUAUUAGGACAACAGCCAGAUACGAUAGUUUUCCGUCUAGUUUGCCAACAUAAUCCCUCACCAAAUAAGAAGUAUGUUGUGUGUUGUUACGUGCUGCCCUUUUCUCAACAUCCCUCUUAUGCAUAUGGGAGGUGAUGCUCGUUUUUCUAGGAGGCGGCAGGUCAAGGUUUAGGUACUAGACUAAGCAAGUUUGGACUUUAAGAGCAUGACAUAUGUUUCUGAACUAUUACACGUAUAUGGUAAUGAAUAACAAGGGGAUUCACCUUUAAAAAACUUUGGUGUUCAAUGAA
This is a messenger RNA of Panicum hallii, 1470 nucleotides long. RefSeq names its product transcription factor bHLH35-like. The record is from RefSeq and is a predicted model, not a curated record. The coding region runs from base 237 to 1187 and encodes 316 amino acids. Gene Ontology annotation, cellular component: nucleus. Lineage: Eukaryota; Viridiplantae; Streptophyta; Magnoliopsida; Poales; Poaceae. Gene Ontology annotation, molecular function: sequence-specific DNA binding; protein dimerization activity; DNA-binding transcription factor activity. The transcript has 4 exons. Gene Ontology annotation, biological process: regulation of DNA-templated transcription.